Messenger RNA from Drosophila eugracilis, 6514 nucleotides. RefSeq names its product pneumococcal serine-rich repeat protein. The record is from RefSeq and is a predicted model, not a curated record. Lineage: Eukaryota; Metazoa; Arthropoda; Insecta; Diptera; Drosophilidae.
UGUGUGCGUACGUGUGUGUGUUGGUAAAUACAAUCAGCAGAGCACGGCAAGAAGAAAAAAACGUAAAAAAAAACGUAAAAAACGGAUAAAAAAGCGGCCAAGCGACAUUGAUGCCAAUCGGCAGUGCAUUUGUUGUUGUUGCCGUUUGCAUCGGACCAGAAUAUAAAGAAAUAAAGCCAAAUAAAAUAUAAGCUAAAACGCCUUCAGUGGACUUCAGUUGGCUGGAAAAAAGAUAUCAAACGGACAGGCAGCUCAAACACACACACUCACAGCUAGGCAAAGGCAAUACAGACAGUGAGGUCUCAAAUUAGACCGUGAAAGCCGCAAAGUAAAUAACCAGCAAAGCGUGCAAAAGGAAAAACCAGGGAAAUUAUAUUAGAUAGAGUUGAAGAGUAGAGGGGGCAGUGCCCCACGUGCACACAGUAGCAGGCCUAGAAAAGCUAGAAAAUUAUUAUUAUGAUAAUAAAUUAAAGUUGCCAUUAAUUUAGCCAAAACGGAACGCGAACGAGGCCUGGGAAGACGGCCACAAAGACUUGGAUGGUAGACGGUAGCAUAAUAACAAUAAAUAAUAAUUUGAAAUAGGCGAGCACCAGAAAGCAGAAAGACAGAAGACAGAAUACACAAGAAGACCACAAAGAAGUGGCCAAGUGCAGCCUCCCGUUCCAGAGGAGCAGCUAGAAAACAAAACAAAAAACAAAACAACAAAGCGAGGAAAAACGGAAAAGGCAGCUCGAGCGCAUCGAGCGUGCAAAUUAAAAGCGCACCACAGUAGCCCCAGUGCUCCAGCUUCUUCUCGACAUGGAAGUGGCCACAACAAACAAUCACAGUCAGAGCCAUCAUCAUCACAAUCAUCAUCAUCAUCAUCAGCUGCAGCCAUCAUUGGGGGGCCAAGGCAGCGGCUCUCGGUCCCCCUUCCAGCGGGAGGUGCGUGAAUGGCAACGCAUCGAUCCCAAUACCGGAGCCCUCUUCACCGGACGCUUGGAGGCUGACCGCUGGAUAAAUGGACCGCUGAACAGCUAUGGCAAGAUAUCCGACUCCCAAAACAUCUCACAGCCGAAUGGCACACAGCACACGCAGCGCAAACAGUUGGAGGUGCUGAAGGCCCGCACCGCCAACGGCGCCAUGCAGGUGAUCCGCACCCAGACAGUACAAAAGAGCUCGUCCUCGUGGUCCACCUCCACAUCCACAACCACCACAUCCACCACCCACCGCACGAGUAACAGUAAUGGCCACGUUCCACCAUCAAUGCCCACAAUCCUAUCCCCCAUUGAUCAGGGUGGUGUUGACAUUUGCGAACUUAGCGACGAUUGCAGUCUAAGCGGCAGCGAUGCUGGCAUCGUUCGUACUGCAUCUGCAUCUGCCUUAACAUCCGCCUCAGCCUCCGCAUCCGCAUCCGCACUGAGCCAGGAGCUCAUAGACGAUCAUGUUGAUUUUGUUGUGAUUAAUGGCGAGGCGAGCGAUCAAGAGGACGCUGCCGACGAUCAUUUGCACAAAGGCGGCCACAAUUUGUUACCCGAUACGGCUCCGAGUCUGAAAUUGAGCAAUCUAAUGAAAAGCAGUUCGAGCAUUUCCAGCCAGAGCAGCAACAAUUCGAACUUAACAACUGCAACACAAGCGAGCAACACCCACAAAAGUGCGGGCAAAAUAAGCCUACAUGCAAUUGUGGGACCAGAAUCAUCAUCAUCAUCAUCAUUAUCAUCAUCGUCAGCGGUUUGGGCCAAGCAGCCUGACUUAUAUGGCCAACUCCCCGGUGGCGUGGGUGGUUCUGGUGCUGCUGCUGCUGGUGGUGAUGCUGACGUAGCUGUUGCCACGCCAACGCAACGUCGUGAUUUGGAAAGUUUCCGGCAUUAUAACGAUGACGACGACGACGAUCUGCGACUUACCGCUCGUCACCAGCGUCGUCAGCAGGUGUCCCAGUCGGUCUACGCCCCACCAUUGCCCUCGUUAGGAUCCACUUUGCUCCAGCGCUCCCGCUCCAUUUCCACGGAUGAUCUCAGCAACGACUGGGAGCGUGAGGAUCCCGCCGAACAGCCGGUUGGUGAGUGGCGACGAGUCAGCAAGCUGCGACGAUCUUUUCAGUCGCAAGAUCACUACAAGAGCCCGGUAUCCGUGAAUCGACCUCGACCCUUGGAUCUGCCGGCAAGUUCAGUGAGUGUGGCUCGUUUACGGGCGGAACUGGAGAACGGACGUCGCCUGCAUACGGCCAUGCGGAAUAACCACGUGGAUCUGGCAGCCCUGGACAAUAUACUUAACACUCCUACAGCCAAACCCACGGUGGCCAAGAGGAACACCUUCCUCACGGCCGAGUCCCUGCAAGAGAUACGCGGCAAACUGAAGAAACUCUCAGACGAAAGUCUCUACAAGGAGGACUUCCUGGCCUACCACCAAAAAAAUCCUGCGGUAGUGCGGGAAAUCAGCGUGGAGAAGGUAGAUCCUACACCACCAGCUCUAUCGACUCCAUCGGCCUUUCGACCCGUUCACAAUACCCACAGUCUGGAGUCCCGUCAGAGGCAGAAGGACACCAGUUCCAGUGAAUGGCAUUUGCGGCGCAAGUCAUACGGCUUUGAGAAGAUGUCACCGCCCGAGGACAAGAGCAUCUUCCGGGUAGACGCCUCCACAGAUAGUGGCCUAGGCAGAUCUGGUGAGCAACUAGGCAACUGGUCACCCACGGAAAGAGAGCGUGAGAGAAACGAAAAGAAUGCCGCUGGUGGACAUCAGAACAAUGGCGGUGGAACCAUUGUCCAUUUCGGCAGAUCCCCGAGACCCAUCAUCCCAUCAUCCAGCCCCACAGAAGGAGAGUUGAGUAAACGCCAUUCGAUAGCCGUAGAGGAAACCUGGCGUGAUAUUCGCAAAACCUCGCAGGUGCAUGUGAAUGGAGGAAGCGCUGUCCCCAGCACCUCGAACACCACCAGUCACCUGCACAAGGGCAGCGCUCAGAAGCGAGUGGAGUUCUGCAAGACAGAGGUGCACUUUGCCGCGGAAUCGGGUCGCGUUAAUAUCGUGGAGACCGACGGCAAGCCGCCGCCCACGCAAAACUUUCGCCGACGCCGUCGCACCACCACAGCCAGCGGUCCAUUGCAGAGUCUGGUUAAGUCAGCCAGUGCCAGCGGUGGAAGUGGCACUGCCACCACGCAGAGCAGCGAGGUGACCCACUUUGGGGACGAUUCACAGCGUCGCAAGACGAUAGCCACCAGUACUGUGGCCUACCGAGCCACGCUCAUGGAUCCGCCAGAGGUGGUUAGCCAGCCAAUUUCCAGUAGCCACAGCAACACCUCCACCAGCACCCAAGUGACCGUAACCACAGUGGCUAAGCCUGUGCACGAACCACGAUACAGCCUGAUGGAGUCCACUUCGAGGAACAGUUACACCUCCACUAGUGGAGUGGAUACCACGGAUAACGAGACAGAUGAGCUAUCAAAUAUUAGGGGAAUCCUGAAGAACAAACCGGUGAAACCGAAGCCCUAUCACCUGGGCGAGAACAUAGAGAGCGCCGAUGUACUCUGGAGUGUGCCAGCUAUGAAAGUCGAUCGAGAAAGUCCCUCGGCAAGAGAUAGCGGAGUGACUAGCGAUUCACCCAUUAGUCCCAAGUCGGUGGCCGAGAGAAUCCGCAUUGUGGAGCAGCGCCAACAGCAGCAGCAACCUUCUCCAGCUGGAAAUGGAUACUCGACCAAGAUCAAUGUGAGCCUGGGCUCCGAGGAUUGGGCAGAACCAGGCACAGCCAUGCAUCAUCAUCCCAGCUCGAAAUACCGCCAGUAUCGACGUCCAAGUGCCCAAGAGCUAUUGUUGGAGGAUCUGCGCCAGCAUCAGCGCAUCCUGGACGAGGGUUUGAAGUCCACGUCCCUGAUAAUGAGGACCAUGCGAUCGGCCAGCGAAUUCGAUGAGGCCAUGCGACGCCUGAGCAUAGCUUCGAUUGAGUCCGCCUUAGUUCAACCGACUAUUGUGGUGCCCACGCCCAUGUUGCGAUCGCACAGCUACCAGGAGGAGGGAUCCUACUCCUCCAACCGCCGCCCUUCCACCAUAUCCACCACCUCCAUAACAAGCAGUGAUCUCUUCGGCAGUGCCUUGUAUGAUUCCCUGCCGCGGACACCUUUGGCUCCACCGCGCUUGAAAUUACUGGGAAACACUCAGAUCCCGGUGAGCCAGCAGUUAACCCAACUGAGAAGGCUCUACGAUGCUGCCGAACAGGAUCAGGAAGAUAGUGCCGAUGAGGAGGUGAAGCGGUACUUCCGGGACAGCAAUAGUGACAGCGGUGGAGGAACUCAGGGAAGCUCCUCGCCAGAUCAUCAGCCGGCGGAGUUGUUCAAGGGCAGCGAGUAUUCCAGCAGCUGGAGUCGCCUUAAGGCCAAGCGAACCAUCUGGAAAAUCGAGGCACAAGAUCAGAUACUGAAGAGAGCAGAUCUACCCAAAUCGAAUGUGAUGAACAUAGCUCUGCACGCUCCCCGAAUUGAGAAGCCCAAGGCUACACCACCUACCCUUCGAAUUGGCCAACUGAUACCUGUGGCCAAGCCCAGGACCCUCUUUAUUCAGCCGCAAAUCCAAACACAGACUACACAAGCAGACAACGGUGACGAGUCCGGAAGUGAGUCCUUGAAGAUUGUCAAGGAAGCACGCGGAGCUCGCAAGCUGCGUGAACACGAACUCUCUUACUUUGGAGUGCAACAGAAGCAGCAGCAGGCGAAACUAUCGACAACAACCACGAAUCCCAGAAGAACACUGCCCAGUCGCAGCAAAAUGAGCCACAGUGAUGAGAUCAAGGCCAACACCACGACCACCACCAAGUGGCAAUUGCUCAACGAUCGACCCGACCUGCUGAGGCACAGUAGUCCCCAGCAAAACGAUAAUGGCACGACCAACGACUACGACCAGGAUGAUAAUGAUCUGGAUGAGGACGAGGAACACUGUUAUGAGAACAUUGCCACCGAACUGACUACCACUUUUAGGGUCAAAUCUCCAUCCCACUCCCCGGAUCGAUCACGAUCACCGGGUAGCUAUGAAAGGAAGACCGACCUGCAGAGGGACGCUCAGAUCCUGAGCGAAAUGACCCGAAACGCUGAUCAGACUUUGAAGGCUCUCUCCGAUGAGGCAGCCAUCAAGGAUCAGCGGCGCAGAUCCUGUUCCCUGCAGCGUCGCAGCGCCAAGCCCUUGGAGACCAUUGAUGAGAAGGUGAAGAUAUACCCCCAAACGAUCGGGGUGGCCCGUGGCACUUUCGCCUCGGAGGCACGUCGUAAUUCCCGGCAGUCGACUCCUUCGCCUACGCGGGCACGCAGCUCGUCGCAGUCCUCCAUCGAAUGCUGUCCACGGGAUCGAUCCCGCUCCAGUUCGCGGGAGUCGAUGACCCACGGUGGUGGCUCAUCCGAUGACCAAGUGGCCCAGAAACAGCGAGCCGAGCGCCUUCGCAUGCGCACUCCAAAACGAGAGAAGUCCCGUCAUGAACCGAUCGAAGUUCGUGUCAACCGCCACAGCAGUAAGCCAAGGAGCAGUUCAAAUGCCACGGCACAGGGGUCAUCUUCUCUGGAGUCCAAGCGUAGCUCUCGUCACAGUUCACGCCACAGCCGGGAGGUUGAUCACUCCACGGAGACCAAGACCUCCUCUUCCAGCCGCUUGAUAAGAUCUUCUCGGGUGGCUGAUGAAAGUCGCUCGAGACAGAGCAGCCAUCGGGAUCGGGAGAAGGAAGGCGAUCGAGAACGCUCUCGAGGCACCGAUAAACAUCGCGAUGAACUCACACGUUCCAGGGGUCACUCCAGUCGCUCUAGGCACAGUGAGCACCCAUCGUCGGGAACCCGGGAGAGCAGUCGCCCAAGUAAGACGAGAUCGAGUCGCAGUAGCCACGACUCGACGACGGCACACAAAAAGUCAACAACGACGACCACGAGCACAACAGGCAGUUCGAAAACAUCGAAAACCACAACGCAUAAACCAUCUGCAUCAGCCAGCACCACCAACACCACCACAGUAGCACCACCCACGCACCACGAACUGACACACGGUAAAAGCACACUGAAUGGACACCAGCAUCAUCAUCAGCACCAGCACAGCAGCGGCGGCAAGCAUCAAGGAUCCGGACAUGGUCAUCGGGAGCAGCAGCCACAUCAUGUCCACAGCCUGACCACUUCGUCGAUCGCCAAUAGCAGACAUCAGCGCGAUCGUCACGGCAAGGAUAGGAAAUAGAAUUUAUGGGAACUCUCCAGCGAGCAAGCAACGAACUACUAAAAAAAAAAAAAACCUACUUUAAUAGAUAUAUAAAUAUAUAUACUUAUAUAUAUAUAUUUUAACAUUUGUAAUAUGUACUAACACAUGAACGACGACCAGCCCAAAUUCGAUGAGACUUUUUUUUGGUAAUUUGCGAAAUUUUCUGGCAUUGUGAAAAAAUUUCAAACAAAUUACUUUGAGGUUUAUGGGACAAAAGAACUAACCGAUUUACUAAUGUUUCGAUAUUGCAAAAUGUGACUUUGAAAAUGUUCCAGUUCCCAGUUCCUGUUCGCAUUUCCACAACCACACACAUUUUCACACCCCC